Messenger RNA from Nerophis ophidion (straightnose pipefish), 3062 nucleotides. It is a transcript of the gene rbm10, whose product is annotated as RNA binding motif protein 10. The record is from RefSeq and is a predicted model, not a curated record. Lineage: Eukaryota; Metazoa; Chordata; Actinopteri; Syngnathiformes; Syngnathidae. The coding region runs from base 16 to 2760 and encodes 914 amino acids. Gene Ontology annotation, molecular function: RNA binding. Gene Ontology annotation, biological process: mRNA splicing, via spliceosome. Gene Ontology annotation, cellular component: nucleus. The transcript is spliced from 24 exons.
GCUUGCGCGGCGGUGAUGGGCAGGCAGCUCAGCCUCUUUCAUUCGUCCAAUCAUCGUCGACUUCAAGUGAGCUGCUGUCCACUCAGACCAGCGCUUUGGCACUGCUCCCGCCCACUGGAAUGUUACCCUACCGAGGCCAUUUUAUCGUGUUUGCUCGAAAUAAACAACAUUUAUUCUGUUUUGGCGACUGUGCUUGAACUUUUGUCGGCUGCAUUAAAAGCUGGUUAUUUAUGCUGGGACUUAGAAUAUCGUCGGUGGAUCAAUAUGGACCCUGAGGGAAGAGGUGGGCGAGGCGAUCGCAUGGGUCGAUAUUACAACCGCCAUUAUGACCACCACUUUCGGGAAAUGGACUACCGGGGUUAUGGCCCAGACGAGGAGGAUGCAGAAGCAGAAUAUCAUGCCAGAAUAGACGAGGGCAGACCCUAUAUUCACAAUGAAGCACCGCUGGAUAUCCUACCAGGAAGUAGAGAAGACAACUGGGGUUGUGGUGGGACCCGUGUACGGAUGGAUCACAACACCCGGCACCAAGAGGAGCACAGAAUCUCCUACGUAACGGGGAUGAGAAAGGGGUUUGCAGUUAAGCCAGAGGACCACGGUUGUAGCUCUGACCUGCAUCUGUCUCAAGAGGAGUUGGAGCAAAGGGACCAGGAUUACCGUGGUGAUAUGGACUGUCAGAAGCCUAGCAACAUAAUAAUGCUUCGUUUGCUCCCACCUAAUGCCACGGCGAAUGAGAUCAGGGCAAUACUUCAGGAGCAGCGAAUCCAACCUAAGGAAGUUCGGCUCAUGAGGAAUAAAUCCUCAGGUCAGAGCCGAGGAUUCGCCUUCGUCGAGUUUAAUCUCAUACAGGAGGCCACCUGCUGGAUGGAGACCAACCAGGGUUUGCUGUUCAUUCUGGGACAUCGAGUGUCAAUGCACUACAGCAACCCUAAACCACGCGGCAACGAGGACUGGCUUUGCAACAAGUGUGGUGUACAAAACUUUAAGAGGAGGGAAAGGUGCUUUAAGUGCAGUGCACCCAAAUCCGAAGCUGAGCUGAAGUUGCCACAGUCGCAAAAAGAUUUUGCUCAUAGUCUUAAGAAGGAGGAAGCCCAAGGCUUGCUGCCCCUUCCAGCACCCUUUGACUGCUCUGGUCUUUCUGUCCACCCUGGCCAAGUUACACAGCAUGCUGAUGGUGCACUUGCCAAUGACACUCUAAUACUGAGAAAUCUUGGACCCCACACCUCAGUGGAAGCCAUUCUCUCUUCUUUAUCGUCAUUUGCCACGCUGUCACCCUCCAACAUUCGCCUCAUCAAGGACAAACAAACACAUCUCAACAGGGGCUUUGCUUUUCUUCAGCUGGCCACAAUUGUGGAGGCUUCCCAGCUGCUCCAGAUCUUGCAGGCACUUCAACCACCUCUCUCUAUUGAUGGGAAGGUUACUGUGGUGGAGUUUGCCAAAGGUUCUAAACGAGAUGUCUUUUUGACAGAUGGCAAUAAAGUAAAUGUGGCCACAGUGGCUAGCACAGCAAUUGCUGCAGCACAAUGGGCUGUCACACAGGCUGCACAAAAUGGUUCAGGUGGAGGCCAUAGUACAGAAUAUACUGAGCUGUAUCCCCAGCGAGCAGCUGUAAAAUACAGUCAGGGCAGAAAUGAUUACUCCUUGCCAAAUGGCCUAUCUACAUUGGCCUGUCCAGGAACAACCAUAAUGGGGGGUUCUACAGGACAAACUACUCCAGUUAUUCCAUCAUUGACACCUGGUGUAGCUCUUAUGCAGCAGCUUCCUCAAAGUGCUCCAGCUGCUGUCGUCAAAACCGCUUCUGCCAAAACAGCUAGCCAGGUUGAAAUAGUUGGAAAACCAAUACAAGCUGGCUGCAGCCAGCCUGCAACACCAGGCACUGAACAUGAGCUCCAGCAAUAUCCUUUACCAGAUGUAUCUACAUACCAAUAUGAUGAAAGUUCUGGCUACUAUUACGACCCACUGACGGGACUCUAUUAUGAUCCAAACUCACAGUACUAUUACAACCCCCAUACUCAGCAUUUCAUGUACUGGGAGGGAGAGAAGCGCACAUACGUUCCUGCACCCUCUGGCCAGUCGAACACAGAAGUUGCUCCCACUGGUGAUUGUGCAGCCUCAAUAGACUCCACGUUGGCUAACCAUGGGAGCAAGGAGAAAAAAGAUAAACCCAAGAGUAAAACUGCUCAACAGAUUGCCAAAGAUAUGGAGCGAUGGGCCAAGACUCUCAACAGACACAAGGAGAACAUGCGUUCUGUGUCAUCCUCCCCUGCAGCUGGAUCCACAGAUCGUAGAGAAUCUGCCAGUGCUGAUGCAGGCUAUGCUGUUCUGGAGAAAAAGGGGGCGCUUUUGGAAAGGCCUCAAAUGUUUUUGGACCAACUCAGACAAACAGAAUCUUCCCCUACUCAGCACUUGGGUCUUGUCCCAGCCUACAGUGGAGAAAGUGAUAGUGAAGAAGAAGGAGCAGAGAAAGAUGAGAAGGAAGGGGGACUGACAGACUGGGUGAAAAUGGCCUGUCUGCUUUGUAGAAGACAGUUUCCGAGCAAAGAAGCCCUUAUUAGGCACCAGCAGCUCUCUGAACUACAUAAGCAAAAUAUGGAGCAUAGAAAAAUGCAGGACGAGAGACAUACAGAUGGACUGGAACCUCCUGACUUCAAGAAGAGGAGGUUAAACUCGAUUGAUGCAAUCACAGGAUCAAGUCUCGGUGCCAGAAUGCUUCAAGGUGGUGUGAAAAGGGAGCUUUUGUUGCGCAAAAUGCAAAUGGAGUAGACAGUGGUCCUGCAAUCUUGGACCUUGCGUUCCAGGCAGGACAAAAGACUAUCCACUUCUCUAUUAAUAUCACAUGUAAAUAAAACCUUUAGUUUAACUACACCAGCCCUUGCAGCAGCAGUGGUGGUGAGGGGCAUGGUUUUGCACAGAAUGCACCUUUUGCUUUCUUCCUGAAUUAUGCCAUUCUUAAGUUCUUGCUUUAGAGCUUGUUUGACAAACAAGCUUUAUUAAUAGAAUUUAGUGUUGUGUCAAGAAAUGUAUGUAUAGAUUUUCACUUCAUUUAAACACAUUUUCUAACAGUC